Phyllostomus hastatus (greater spear-nosed bat) is the source of this 659-nucleotide messenger RNA. RefSeq names its product phospholipase A2 group IB (gene PLA2G1B). The transcript has 4 exons. NCBI's taxonomy places the organism in Eukaryota, Metazoa, Chordata, Mammalia, Chiroptera, Phyllostomidae. The record is from RefSeq and is a predicted model, not a curated record. The coding region runs from base 123 to 572 and encodes 149 amino acids. Gene Ontology annotation, biological process: positive regulation of fibroblast proliferation; lipid catabolic process; arachidonate secretion. Gene Ontology annotation, molecular function: phospholipid binding; signaling receptor binding; calcium ion binding.
ACCUGAAGUCAGCAGGGAGAAAGGCAAACACUACAGCCUUAUUUUAGGGCCUCGGGGUGACUAUAAACAGGGUGGCCUUAAGUCCAGUCAGUCCUUAUCGCUCUCGCCGGCUUCAGGACAAGAUGAAACUCCUUGUGCUGGCUGCUCUGCUCACAGUGGGCGCCGCCGCGGAGGGCGGCAUCAGCCCGCGCGCAGUGUGGCAGUUCCGCAACAUGAUCAAGUGCACAAUCCCUGGAAGCGACCCCUUGAAAGAUUACAACAACUACGGCUGCUACUGUGGUCUGGGUGGAUCCGGUAAACCUGUGGAUGAGCUGGACAAGUGCUGCCAGACACACGACCACUGCUACGACCAAGCCAAGAAGCUGGACAGCUGCAAAUUCAUCCUGGACAACCCGUACACUAAAACAUACUCAUAUUCAUGCUCUGGAUCAGAGAUCACCUGCAGUAGCAAAAAUAAAGCAUGCCAGGCCUUCAUCUGCGAGUGUGACCGCAAAGCUGCCAUCUGCUUUUCAAAGGCUCCAUACAACAAGGAGUACAAGAACCUGGAUGAAAAGAAGUUCUGCAAAGAUUGAGUAUUGCCCCUCUAAAGCAUCAUCCCUGUGACCUUCACCUUCCACUUCACCUUUACACUGCUCCAGUAAAGCACCUUGUUGAAAGGC